This is a messenger RNA of Cebus imitator (Panamanian white-faced capuchin), 348 nucleotides long. RefSeq names its product ribosomal protein L23 (gene RPL23). Gene Ontology annotation, cellular component: ribosome; cytosolic large ribosomal subunit. NCBI's taxonomy places the organism in Eukaryota, Metazoa, Chordata, Mammalia, Primates, Cebidae. The coding region runs from base 41 to 286 and encodes 81 amino acids. Gene Ontology annotation, molecular function: structural constituent of ribosome; large ribosomal subunit rRNA binding. Gene Ontology annotation, biological process: translation. The transcript is spliced from 3 exons. The record is from RefSeq and is a predicted model, not a curated record.
GGGACGGCUGAACAGACUUCCCGCUGCUGGUGUCGGUGACAUGGUGAUGGCCACAGUCAAGAAAGGCAAACCAGAGCUCAGAAAAAAGGUACAUCCAGCAGUGGUCAUUCGACAGCGAAAGUCAUACCGGAGAAAAGAUGGCGUGUUUCUUUAUUUUGAAGAUAAUGCAGGGGUCAUAGUGAACAAUAAAGGCGAGAUGAAAGGUUCUGCCAUUACAGGACCAGUAGCAAAGGAGUGUGCAGACCUGUGGCCCCGGAUUGCAUCCAAUGCUGGCAGCAUUGCAUGAUUCUCCAGUAUAUUUGUAAAAAAUAAAAAACUUUAAAACCAUUAAAAAGUAUUUGUUUGCAG